Lodderomyces elongisporus is the source of this 2202-nucleotide messenger RNA. RefSeq names its product Tco89p (gene TCO89). The record is from RefSeq and is a predicted model, not a curated record. The coding region runs from base 1 to 2202 and encodes 733 amino acids. Gene Ontology annotation, biological process: TOR signaling. Gene Ontology annotation, cellular component: TORC1 complex; fungal-type vacuole membrane. NCBI's taxonomy places the organism in Eukaryota, Fungi, Ascomycota, Pichiomycetes, Serinales, Debaryomycetaceae. The transcript has a single exon.
AUGUCUACCAAUGAGCGUGGAAAUGCAAAUAAUCCACCAUCUACAGUGUCAAGACUACCUUCGGAAGAGUCAGUAAGUUCCAAUCUGACACAAGCUUCAGAUGAGCUCCCCAGCUUAAGUGUUACACACAAGAGACCGCAUUCAGCGCGAUUGAAAUCACACCAUCGUUCCUCAUCUCACAACAAGCUACUCAACAAACUGUCAGCCUCAGCCUCGGCCUCAGCAUCGGCGUUGGCAACAGCAAGACCGAAUUUGAAUAGGUCGAAAUCCACAGAUGGUUUAAUGAAACGGCAAAAUGCAGCAUUGAAAAGAAGCAAUCGGUCAUUCACGAAAGUUGCCGGAUUACAGCCAUUAACAAAGACAAUGUCAAAUCAGUCUCUCAAAUCAAACAAAUCCAACACAUCGUUGAAAGCAAUGUCAUCAAACAUCAAGUUGAAAGCAUCAAAGCCCAUCAUGCGACUUCAUGAUGACGAUGAGAACGAUGACGAGUACGAGGAUUUAGGUGAUGCUGGUACUGAGCCCAAUGCACCAGCUCCAGAAAGAUUUGAUAGCCAAGAAACAGUAUCUACUGUUGGACUGACAUUUCAACCCAAUGUGCCUAGCCUUUAUGAACAAAUCAAUAGAAUGGUUCCCGACCCAACGCCACAAACGGAACCCAAACUUGAAGUGCUACAAGAGACAAGUUAUUCAAGACCAGAAACUUUUAGUAGUAACAACAACAACAUCAACAACAUCAACAACAGCAGCAGCAGCAACAGGAACAUUGGUAACAACGAUGGCAAAAACGACGCUCGUGAUUAUAAUGGUGAUGGUGGUAGAGGAGCAGUACCACCGAUCCAUUCAACACAAAGCUCAACCGACGAUUUAUCGCAAGCAGCAAACCUUUAUGGGGGCUCAUUACUUCUUUCACAAUCGACAGGUGUUGUAAGAAAGAUUGACCCAGUUGGAAUUAAAGAAACUAUCUCAACAGGUUUCAAGCAUCGCAAUACAAACGUUCUGGAAACACUGGGUAUUUCAUUUAAAGCUAAUCCCAUUGACCCUCAAAGCGAAAAAAAUAGGGCCGCAGAGCCGGUGAUUACCAGUCAAAAUAUUAGCCAGCGAAACUCCUACCAACCUGACCAAACGAUAAUGUCUAACCUUCAGCGAACAAAUGAUCAAUACAAACUGCAAAUCAAUGGCCCAGCACAACAGAACCAGGUACAAAAAGCACAACAAGCACAACAAGCACAACAAGCACAACAAGCACCGCCUACGCAAGCUCCACUGCAACAACGACCACAUCACCAGCCACAACAACAGCCUCUGCGACGGAGAAUGGACACUACAUUUGAGCGUGAACGUCAUGAUCAAUCAAAAUUACUUAAUGACAUAAACAAGUCUGGCUCCACCCCAUCCUUUGCAUCAGAUCACGGGUCUUCAAAAAACAUCGAGACCAGAACACAACAGAAAUUGUGGUUGCAGAGAGAAAGCUCUUUAAUGGACGUGGCAAACAUGGACCAUCCGAAACUUGGGAACUUUUCCAGUUUAUCUUUGAACAAUUUGAUGUUCUCCAAUAGUUACAAUAGUAAUGGAAGUUUGCGUGAUUAUGGCUAUGGUCAUGUAUUUGGAGGAGGAGGGGGAGGUGUCGGAGGCUUAAGCGGAGCAGCAGGCACAGGUACAGUUGCAUCAAACAAUUACAUCAAGCCAAUGACUCCUAUUACUCCCGGAGGUGUAAAUGGAUUGAGUGGCUUCAAUUUUACGCCAGCGCUGGAUCUGCCAAUAAAUGCACAUAGUAUACAGAAUUUUGUGCAAAAUAUACACCAAACUUCGAUCCAGUCUCGUACCGAGUUUGAGCGGCUAAAUAGAGAAUACUUGAACGUCAGAAGACAUCACAAUCCCAUGGCCGAAAGUUUAAAAAGAAUAUCGACUGGUGCUGGGGAAUCAGAGAUCAAAAUUGAAAAGAGAAAUAACAAACGUGGUAACAACAAUCAGUCAAUAGCAAACGACUUCAAUGACUUUGCACCAGCAUACAAGGAGAAAAGGAGUGAGGCCGCUGGCACGGUUAAUAGAAUUUGGCAAGAUGCAAUUUUUUCCAUUGCAUCGAGUCUGAGUCCAAACAAGUCAACAUCAGGAGCUCUGGAAAAUACCAGACCUUCAAAUACAAGAAUGACAUCAGUUGGCAAACACAGUCAGUUUUCUAGACACGGACAACACGCAAAGUAG